Molecule: messenger RNA, 1875 nt
Organism: Neoarius graeffei (lesser salmon catfish)
Lineage: Eukaryota; Metazoa; Chordata; Actinopteri; Siluriformes; Ariidae
Gene: ptpn2a
Product: protein tyrosine phosphatase non-receptor type 2a
Exons: 9
Coding region: 199-1431 (410 amino acids)
Biological process (GO): protein dephosphorylation
Molecular function (GO): protein tyrosine phosphatase activity
Source: RefSeq, a predicted model, not a curated record
GAGCCCAGCACCGGAAGUAGCCGAGGUAGAGGACCUCAACACCUUUUUAAUCCUCUGAGCGAGAGCUAGCGCAGAAAUGCACACUCCUUCCUGCUGGGCUGCUCUCAUCACCACUGCUGAGCACCGAGCACUGAGGGGGAGUUUGGACUCGUGUGGGAUUUGACAGAGCACCUUUUAAAUGACUGAACCUGAGUAAACAUGGACCAGGAUGAGUUCGAGGACAUGGAUUCACAUGGACAGUGGCAAAAUCUGUAUAAUGAAAUCCGUAACCAGUCUCAAGAAUGUUCCUACAAGGUGGCACAAUUCCCAGAAAAUCGGAACAGGAACAGAUACAGAGACGUCAGUCCAUAUGAUCACAGUCGGGUGAGAUUAGAAAAUUUAGAAAAUGACUACAUAAACGCCAGCUUGAUAACCAUGGAGGAAGCUCAGAGAAACUACAUACUGACCCAGGGACCCUUGACUAAUACUCGUGGUCACUUCUGGUUAAUGAUCUGGGAGCAGCGGUCCAAAGCGGUCAUCAUGCUCAAUAGAGUCAUAGAAAAAGGCUCAGAGAAAUGUGCUCAGUACUGGCCCUCUGAAGAAGAGAAACAAAUGUAUUUCAGUGACACAGGGUUUGUGGUGAUUUUAGUGUCUGAAGAUGUUGAAGCCUAUUACACAACAAGAGUGCUGGAGCUUCAAAACAUCAGAACAGGAGAAAGAAAAGACAUCUACCACUUUCAUUUCACCACUUGGCCUGACUUUGGUGUGCCUGAGUCCCCUGCAUCUUUCCUCGACUUCUUAUUCAAGGUUCGACAGUCUGGCUCAUUGGAGCCUGAGAAUGGGCCGGCUGUGGUCCACUGCAGUGCCGGGAUUGGCCGAUCAGGGACGUUCUCAUUGGUUGAUACCUGCUUGGUCCUGAUGGAUAACAGGAAAGACACUUCAUCUGUAGACGUACAGAAAGUUCUGUUGGACAUGAGGGAGUAUCGCAUGGGCCUCAUUCAAACCCCAAACCAGCUUCGCUUCUCUUACAUGGCCAUAAUGGAGGGAGCCAAGUACAUCUUGGAGGAUUCCAUCCUGAAGCAGCAAGGACAGAAGAGGUCUAACAAGAACAAGGAGCCGCAGACUGACCUGGGCUCAGCUGUGCAGGACGUUGCAAGACCGCAAGAUGAAGUGAUUGGUCUGACUUCAAAGCUAGGAGGAGAAAAGGAUCAAAUGGUGUUGGGAAAAGAAGAGCAGCAAGCAGAUUUAAAACCAGAGAGCUUGCGAAAGCGACAUCGUGAGGAGCGGAUAGCCAGCACAGCACAGAAGGUCCAGCAGAUAAAGCAGAAGCUGAGCGAAGUGGAGAAGAAGAGAGAGAGUUGGCUUUACUGGAGGCCCAUCCUCUUGAAUGUAGGAGCUGGAACAGCUUUAGCACUGGGACUGUUCAUGUGCUGGGCUUUUCUCUCCCAGUGACGUGUCUAUAAUCUUAAACUUUUUACACUCAGACUUUUUGAUUCACUGUGAGAUUGAAGCCAGUGUGCUCUCUGAUAAUAAAAGGCCUGGGUUUUUUUUCCCUCUUUGUUUUGUUUUCUUUUCCUCUGCAAACCGAGGCUGCUCACUAGGACAGUCUGCCUGAUUUCAUGAAUGAAAUAUUUAUACUGAUUGCAUACAAGCCCUGUAACUUGGCUCUUGAAAAUUUCAGUGUUUUAAAAGCUUGGUGUGUUAGCACUACUCCAAAAUAUGCUUGCUCCAGAAAGACAUUUUUAUAAACUGAAAUUGGUUUUAGUAAAUUGCUCUGUGGUCUUUGGAUGUUUUGGGAAUGGAAGAUAUCCCUCAGUUUGUCAUUUUUAGUACAUGUUCUUACAUCUCAGGAGGUAUUGUUAAUAAACGGAAUAUGAAAAAUGCCACUGAAUUUAA